Dujonia railenensis is the source of this 2070-nucleotide messenger RNA. Lineage: Eukaryota; Fungi; Ascomycota; Pichiomycetes; Serinales; Debaryomycetaceae. The record is from the annotation of a GenBank genome assembly.
AUGGUAUCUCCUUCAGUAACGUCAUACCACUCUAUCUACACCAAGGUAGAGCGCAAAAGAUUGAAGUAUGUGAACAAAAUUGGGAUCUUGGUUGCGAUUGCAAUUGGAAUAUCGCUCUCACUUCCUUCCUCAUUGAGCAAGAGUCCUAGCGACAUCAACAAACCCGCUGGAACAGGCUCUGCAAAUAGCGGAAAGAGCUCAGCAGCGACAUCUACGUUCUGGUGGAGCUGUAUACUAGGCACUUUCAUCUACAGAACUCCAAUAAUAUUUCUGGCAAUCUUUCUGGUGAAGUUAGCAAGACAAUUUGACACCACUGUUUUAUUCUCCAAGCACAAGACGUUGGUUAGUCAAACAAUUCACUCUGUGUCAUCCAAGAAAUUCCUUGUGGUUGCGCUUUACUAUAUCUUAUCGUCGGUAUUGAUAUUUUUAUGCUCGUAUAUCCAGAGCCCGAUUGCGGUCUACUUGGUUGCCAAAGAGUACAGGCAAAAGGACUUCCUUAACGAUGAUUUUGUUUACUUUGCCUUCAGUUCCGUGUUUUUGGCUGUAUUGUAUAGUAUACAGCACUUAGCUCUCCAGAGAAACAGACUUAACUUAUUCAAGUAUGGAGUCGCAAAGAUACGGCCAUCCAUCUUGGAAAGCAUCUUGAAACCAAUUCCACGUUUAAUCUUGAUCUCAUUGAUUUCCAGUUUUGCUGUGAGCUUCGUGUUGUGCCCUGCAUUUUAUUACUUGUUCGGCACUGGCAGAUUGAUAUACAGGUUGAACUGGUUGACAUUGGUCAUCGUUGGCUUGGAUACCGAACUGCAUUCCACUGGAUUGGCGAAUAAAUGGCAAACUGCCAAACAGAUCCUGUGGUGCUCGUUUCAUGUGAUUUUGAGUUGGGAGCUAAUCAACCAUUACUUCAACGUGUACUCAUCCAUUGGCUGUCUUGAUGGUAAGAAGUCCAUCAGUAGCUACAGCUCUGACCCAUUGAAUACGUUAAUAUCUGGACUUCGUGACUAUUCUAAUGAGUUGACCAGAUUGACUGCCUUCCAGGAAUUGGCUUACAUCUCUACCACAACCAUGAACGAUGAUGUCAUAAAAUUGAGGCACGCCAUCUACAACGCCAACUCAAAUAAAUUUGGGCCUAUUUGGUCGAUUAUCUUCGAGGAAUGCUCGUUAAUAAUCAGGGAAACUUGUCUGAGGGUUAACUACAGAUCUGUCAGUGACUUGAAUAGGCAACAGCAGCAAACGAAAGAACAAUUGCAGAACUCUGCAAAUGCAGCUGCUGUUCUUGCAGCAAGGUCAAUUCCAAACGUUUCUGCUUCAGAGAAAACCGAUAUCUUUGGAAACUCCACUGCUGAAACUACUGCUCAGAAAAAGAACUCCAUUGGUAUGAAGAGGUAUAGCGAAAGCUCCCCAUCGCCAACUACGGUGCCUGCAGAAGAUAAACCCCAUAAGGAAACACCAAAGAAUGUGUUAUUCACAUAUUUUGUAAUCCUCAGAUCGCAUUACUACACAUUCUAUGCACAAUUGAAUAAGCUAGGAGCCAAAACAGUGCUCCCACCUAUCUUCAAAUCCAUAUACACUUUGUACCAUACUAAGUACAUCCAAUAUAGAGAUGAAAUUAUUUCCACGCCAAUUGGCAUAGUGUUCCGUGUUUCGCUCAAAAGAGACUGUGAAUCUCGUAUAAUAGACCCAAUUACAUUUGGAAACGCAGUGAUCUCUGUCUCACAAUUGCUUAUUCGUGCAAAUGAAGAAGAUAGAAGGGGCGCUAUUCAAAAUCAUGACAUCGCUGAUGUGUUGACUCUCUUGGAAAGACCAAUUAGAGCGAUGAAUAAUUACACCGAACUGUUGCCUCCUAGUAUUGAUCUUUCAGCGCUUCAAAGGAAAUCAUCAGAGUUGACCAAACAGCAUCUCAUUGCUUUACUUCACGACUUGUCUAUUAAAGAGUUCUUCGAUAUUUGUGUCAAGUACAACUCAAAAUUGAAUGAUCUUAUAUUAGCACCAAGAGUUUUCAAGCUCGCGAAGCGUGUCAUUGAUGCUGCCAUUGCCCAGAGGUCGUCCAAAUCAUACACAACAAGCUAUAGGUAA